AAAUCCUUAAGCUAUAAAGAAGUUACGGGGGGCAGUUUUCGGCUUCCAAUUAGGAAUAAUAGUGAACUGGCUUGGUAGCAACUACGGAGGACCAGGAUUCUAAAAUCACCUCACUCGUCCCAAAGGUUGCAUCCUCCUCUUUCUGCCACGCACCCCUCCUCCAAUUCAUGAUCCAGAAAAGGGAGCCGGGAAUGCUCUGCUCCGGUGGGAAGCGGAGAGGCCGGCGGAGUCGCUGGGUUGGACGGUAGGCAUGAGAACAGUUAAGAGAUGGGCGCCCCCGAAACCUCUGCCGCUUGUGGGGACUGAAGGGCCUUGAAAGAGCUGUCUGGGGUUCCUGCUCUUCCCAAAGGGGCUCGGAGAUACCCUAAAUGCCGCGAGACUGAAGAGCAAACGUCAGGGAUUAUUAUGUCGAUUUUCCGAGGACCAGGGUUCGCAGCUCGGAGUAGAAGAAAAGGCUGGCUCCUCAGGGGUCCCACUGGCAUUUGAUACCCCGGACGGCCCCCAAGAUUGCCCAAAUUCCGUGGAUCGGCAACUUUCCUAUACUGCAUCCCGCAUUUUCAAAGAACAUAUUUUCCGUUCACCCCGGCUGGUCUUUUACUGCCAUCAAUAUACUGUUCUUGGUGCAAAUACUUCAGCCUCUUUAUUCAAAGUAUGUUUUAUGUUUUUGCCAAAUAUGAUCUCUAAUUGAAAGUUUAUUUUUGGUUUUGGAUGAGUCUGCGGAGCUUAAGUUGUGAGAAGAAAGGGGGAACAAGACACAAUGAAAGAAAAGUCCAAAAAUGCUGCCCGGACUAGGAGGGAGAAGGAAAACAGUGAAUUUUAUGAACUGGCUAAAUUACUGCCUUUGCCCUCGGCUAUCACCUCGCAGCUGGACAAAGCAUCCAUAAUCAGACUCACUACCAGCUAUCUCAAAAUGAGAGUGGUGUUCCCAGAAGGGCUGGGCGAGGCGUGGGGCCACUCAAGUCGGACCAGCCCCCUGGACAACGUUGGCCGAGAACUGGGCUCCCAUCUGCUCCAGACCCUGGAUGGCUUCAUCUUCGUGGUAGCCCCAGAUGGGAAGAUCAUGUACAUCUCAGAGACAGCCUCGGUCCACUUGGGUCUUUCUCAGGUAGAGCUGACCGGAAACAGCAUUUAUGAAUACAUUCACCCGGCAGACCACGACGAGAUGACGGCGGUGCUCACCGCCCAUCAACCCUACCACUCUCACUUCGUGCAGGAGUAUGAGAUCGAGCGCUCCUUCUUCCUGAGGAUGAAGUGCGUCUUGGCCAAGCGUAACGCCGGCCUCACCUGUGGCGGCUACAAGGUCAUCCACUGCAGCGGCUACUUGAAGAUCCGCCAGUACAGUCUGGACAUGUCCCCCUUUGACGGCUGCUACCAAAACGUGGGCCUGGUGGCCGUGGGCCACUCGCUGCCGCCCAGCGCCGUCACGGAGAUUAAGCUACACAGCAAUAUGUUUAUGUUCCGCGCCAGCCUGGACAUGAAGCUCAUCUUUCUGGACUCCAGGGUGGCGGAGCUGACGGGGUACGAACCUCAGGACCUGAUUGAGAAGACUCUGUACCACCACGUGCACGGCUGCGACACCUUCCACCUGCGCUGCGCGCACCAUUUGCUGCUGGUGAAGGGACAGGUGACCACCAAGUACUACAGAUUCCUGGCGAAACACGGCGGCUGGGUAUGGGUGCAGAGCUACGCGACCAUCGUGCACAACAGUCGCUCCUCCAGGCCACACUGUAUCGUCAGCGUCAACUAUGUCCUCACAGACACAGAAUACAAAGGGCUGCAGCUCUCCCUGGAUCAGAUCUCAGCCUCCAAACCAGCCUUCUCCUAUACCAGUAGCUCCACCCCCACCAUGACUGACAAUAGAAAGGGGGCCAAAUCCCGGCUCUCCAGCUCAAAGUCAAAAUCCAGGACUUCCCCAUACCCUCAGUAUUCGGGAUUUCACACGGAAAGAUCGGAAUCUGAUCAUGACAGCCAGUGGGGCGGAAGUCCCUUGACCGACACGGCCUCUCCGCAGCUUCUGGACCCCGCCGACAGGCCUGGCUCCCAGCACGACGCAUCGUGCGCCUACAGACAGUUUUCGGACCGCAGCUCUCUCUGCUAUGGCUUUGCGCUUGACCACUCGAGGCUGGUGGAAGAGAGGCAUUUCCAUACCCAGGCCUGUGAAGGAGGCCGGUGUGAGGCAGGCAGGUACUUCCUGGGAACGCCGCAGGCCGGGAGGGAGCCCUGGUGGGGCUCUCGCGCAGCGUUGCCCCUGACAAAGGCCUCCCCGGAAAGCAGAGAAGCCUAUGAAAACAGCAUGCCUCACAUCGCUUCAGUCCACAGGAUCCAUGGGCGAGGUCAUUGGGAUGAAGAUAGUGUGGUCAGUUCUCCAGACCCUGGGUCGGCCAGCGAAUCAGGUGACCGAUAUCGUACUGAGCAGUAUCAAAGUAGCCCACAUGAACCCAGCAAAAUUGAAACUCUUAUAAGAGCCACCCAGCAAAUGAUUAAAGAAGAAGAGAACAGAUUACAGCUAAGGAAAGCCCCCUCAGACCAACUGGCUUCCAUUAAUGGGGCUGGGAAAAAACACUCCCUGUGUUUUGCAAACUACCAACAGCCCCCACCAACAGGUGAAGUCUGCCAUGGCUCUGCUCUUGCCAACACUUCACCAUGUGACCACAUCCAGCAGAGAGAGGGAAAAGUGUUGAGCCCUCAUGAAAAUGACUAUGACAACAGUCCCACCGCACUAUCUCGGAUAAGUAGUCCCAAUUCGGAUCGCAUUUCAAAAUCCAGUUUGAUCCUAGCUAAAGACUAUCUGCAUUCGGAUAUAUCUCCUCAUCAGACAGCAGGAGACCACCCUACUGUCUCUCCAAACUGCUUUGGCUCUCACCGGCAGUAUUUUGAUAAGCAUGCUUACACAUUAACUGGAUAUGCCCUGGAGCACUUAUAUGACAGUGAAACCAUUAGAAACUAUUCCUUGGGCUGUAAUGGCUCACACUUUGAUGUAACUUCCCAUCUAAGGAUGCAACCAGACCCAGCACAAGGACACAAGGGAACAUCUGUUAUAAUAACCAAUGGAAGCUGAUGUUUUGCUGAAAUAUUUUGUUCUUUAAGGAUCUCUGAAACAUAUUUAUAGUUUAAUACCCCAUUACCAGCAUUUACUAUGCCACAGAUUGUUAGAGAGCAUAACUUAAGUUACUGGGUAUUUGAUACGUGUUCCUAUAAAAUCAAAGAAAACAUAGCACUAGCAUUCAGGGUUAUACACAGAAAAGGGAGCUAAAUUGAAUACACAAAUUUCCCCUCUAAUUAUAUGGGAACCAGAAUAGAUAAAUUUUGACUUGAAAAAUAUUCAUGUAGAUCAAGUGUGCAUAUAUACUACAUGAGAGGACUGAUGAAUGACAACAUUGCAUUGUGACUAUCCAGUGAUCCUCAUACACACAAACUAUUACUUACAAACUGCAGUAUACAUUUUACAUAUGGAAAUAUAGGCUAUGUAAUGUAAAGACAUCAAAAAUGGGUAAUUUUCUUUGACUCUAUCACACUAAACUUCUUAAAGAAAUUUCCAUUCCCAAAAUAACUGAGAAAGAGAGAGAUAUAUCUUAUAAACUGACUUCUUUGUGGUUUCAAAUCAGCCAGCUCAUUUGGUUCAGGCAUAAAUUAGAGAAAUGGUUCUGGAUAUGGUGCAAAAAUGAGUUUUCACCUGGUAUCCAUUAUAAACAAUCAGGAAGAGGUAAUUUUUCACCUUGCUUUUCAGUUAGACAAGGACCAGGAUUGUACUGACAUGGCGCUAAGGGUGUUUCUAAGUAAAAACACUGAGAUGUUGGGACACACAUCAAAAACCUGGAGUGCUCAAUUGGAAGUAGUUCUAUGAAUGUGGAAAGGCCAGAGGCAGAGUGAAAUAAAAUGAUAUUUCAAAAUUUAACACAAUUUAAGGGCCCAGCAUAAGUAAACAACAUAUUUGGGGUUUGCUUGUAAAACCAACUAAAUAAAAAAUUCAAACCAAUUCACCCAGAAAAAAGACCAAUAAGUGCAAAAAUAAAAGGAAAACCAGUGAAGUGCCACACGACAGCUGUGUAAGUGUUUGAAAACAUUUCAAAGCACAUAUGUGCCAAUGUGACAACAUGUGGAAAGCCUCAGGAGAGAGUCUAAGAUAAAAGCUUAGGCUGAUAGACAAGUAGUUAAAAGCUAAGAGCAGUACUCUGAAGGAAUAGGCAAAAUGUUUAUUUUCCUUAUUGUUGGUAAACAACAAACUUGGUCUUACAUCUGUGUGGCAUAGUAGAAAGGCCAGCUGACUAGAUCUCUGGACUCUAAUUUUGGCCCUACCUGUAACUUAAUUUUGUGACCACAGUUGUGUCAUUCACCGUGCCUGGGCUCUGGUUUCCUGGUUUGUAACGCAGCCCCAGCGUUCAUGUUCUAUGAUAGAGCAGAACUGAACUUAUUAACUAAUUAACUCUCUGCUAUGAGUUGUCAAGACUGAUCAUUCUGGUUUUUCUGUACACAGAAGUUUAGAUGCCUUGUGACUUAAGCAGAUGUGUGGGCUCCUUUAGGCAGGUUACAGUUAACUUUCUAGA
Nomascus leucogenys (northern white-cheeked gibbon) is the source of this 4544-nucleotide messenger RNA. RefSeq names its product SIM bHLH transcription factor 1 (gene SIM1). Gene Ontology annotation, molecular function: protein dimerization activity; RNA polymerase II transcription regulatory region sequence-specific DNA binding; DNA-binding transcription factor activity, RNA polymerase II-specific. Gene Ontology annotation, biological process: regulation of transcription by RNA polymerase II. The record is from RefSeq and is a predicted model, not a curated record. Lineage: Eukaryota; Metazoa; Chordata; Mammalia; Primates; Hylobatidae.